Podarcis lilfordi (Lilford's wall lizard) is the source of this 6785-nucleotide messenger RNA. NCBI's taxonomy places the organism in Eukaryota, Metazoa, Chordata, Lepidosauria, Squamata, Lacertidae. The record is from the annotation of a GenBank genome assembly.
AUGCUAAACCGACGCGGCACAGAGGCCUCACCACGUGGGGACUAACUUCCGCAACACUGAUGCGGCUUCAGAUUGGCUGCAGGAAGCUCCUGCAGCCAAUCCAAAGCCGCGGACACCUCUGGGCAAAGCCCCUUCCUUCCCGCUGAGGCAGCCGCGUAUGGUCAAAAGCCAAGCAGGAGGAAACGGUGGUGGCGGGGAGGCUGCCUCCGCAGCCCAGGCCGUUGGAAUGGGAUCUGCACCCCGCGGACCCCUGGUCGAGGCAGAGGAUGUUGCCACCGCAGAAAACGUGGCAUCAGUGGCUGUGCCGUGACUGGCGGGGGGGCUCCUUUUGGGAUAGGGGGUGCUUUUGGCAGAGGGUGGGUCCGGCCCCCAAGGUCUGAGGGACAGUGGACCAGCCCCCUCCUGAAAAGGUUUGCUGACCCCUGGCAUAGGCAUUGCACUAGAAGAGUUCUGAAGAACAUGAAAACUUAUUCAUUGGUUUGUUGCUAGAUUGGCUAGUUCUAAAUACAUAGCCCACAGCUGUCUCUAUUUACUGUCCUGCAAAACCAAUCAGUGAUUGGUUUGGAGCUAUGGAGUUCCCCAGAGAAUUUAUUAGCUGGUUCUAAUUAAGCUAUUAUACAACUUAGUUUUGUACUGAGUUUUCAUCUCUCAACUGAACCAGCACAGGCUACUUGCUACCUGUUUUCUGAGCUUGUCUCUGGCUAAGUCAAAAAACAGCUUUGUCUGUUCUGCUAGGGAGUGGCUGUGGUCAACCAGAGACAACAGGAUUCACACAGAAAACAGAUAGCUUGUGGUCUGCCAAUUUGCCUUCCCACCCCCCAAAAAUGGCCCAAAAUACCCCUCACCCUACCUUGAGAUAACUGCAGGCUGCAUUGUUUUAAAUGUUGCUGGCUAUUAGAUAUGAGAGUUAAUAGUUUCAGUUGGUUUAAUUUAGCCCUUGCUUGGCUCCUUGGCUGAAAUGGAAUGAUUUAUGUACAUUAAGACUCCUCAGAACCUUUUAAAAAGUAUAAUAAUAAUCCAAAAAACAACAUUCAAGGACAAUGUGGUGGUUAACAAUAGGAAGUGGAGCAAAGACCGAAUGGAACAGUCAAAAGGACAGCCCUGUGUGGGGCUGAGAAAGUGGUACAUGAAGUGUGUGUAAGAGUGAGAGGCAGAGAAACAGACUAUUAAGGGAUGUUGCAAGAGAGUGAACAAUGACGUAGGGGUGUGUGAAAUCGACUUCCCUAAAUCAGUGGAGAUCUGAUUUCGCAAGCUUGAUGUUAGCUUAGUGACUUUUUUAUAGUGACUUACCAUUGAAACUCUUUAAUUGGAAUGUCUGUAAAUGUUUUAAGAUGUGAAGAAGCCAUAAGAUCCAGGGCAGCACACAGAUACAACAUUUAAAAGCAAAAACACAGUAAAAAAGUUUUAAAACUGAACAGUCUAAGAAUAAUUACAAUUAAAGAGUUAUAAAAAUGGUCUUCCAUCCAAUGAUGGGGUUGGCAGGCACAGUAUUCUCCAGCCACCAAAUGCCUGGCUGAACAGGAAUGUUUUCAACUUCCUCCUGAAAGUUAAUAAUGACAGAGACAAACAUACCAUACAAGCAGGUGGGUUCGGCCCAGUCAGCCAGCACAACCCCAACCAUACCUACUCAAGCAAGUCCUAUUGAAUUCAGUGGGGCUUCUUCUCAGCUGUGUGGUGUCAGGAUUGCAGUCUUAGGGAAACUGAAUUUAGGUACCACUGGAAUCAAUGGGAAAUAUUGUCAUGUCUUAAAUCCCAUGGAUUUCAGUGGGAAUGAAGUGCAGUGAAGUUGGGCCUGCAGCCAACUCCAUGCAUCAAACCCCCAUUGCAUCUCUGUAACUGAUUUAUUUUAAAAAUGUGGAUUUGUUAAAUAUGAACUAUAUGAUGCUUGGAUUGAACUGUAUCACUAUUUAGCAGGCUACCCGAGGCUGCCCCUGCUCUUAUAGUCGGCCCCACUCGGGUGGGGUGAGGAAGCAUCUCUGCAGUGUUUGUGGGUUUUUCUUCCAUCUGAGGCUCUUCCAGCUCAAGCGCGCAAGAUAUUUCCUGAUCCAGAGCCUACUGCACUUACGUUGGGCGGGGCCAGCUUUCCUGCACCCCAAACCUACAAAGACGGCGAGGGGGGGGGGGAUAAGAAGGUAAAGAUGCAGGGAUCAGGCGUAAGGCCCGCUUCGUCCGGCAUCCGGCCCCAAAGUGCCUUCUGGGAAGCUCGCCAGCAGGAUCCGACCACAGCUGCGCUCUCCCCGCUGGCGAUCCAGGGAACUUAGUUGCUACGCCGGGCACCAUCCUCUCCGCUCCCCGCCCCUUCCCGCUUUCCUUUCUGCCCAGAUUUUACUUUUAAGUUUCAUUUCCCCAGAUUUUGUCCCGGGGAAGAGGCGGGGCGAGGGAUGAUACUAAAUUGCCGGCCCGGAGAUCCAGAGGAGACUGGCUCGGAGUCGCUUCGGUGGACGCAACAGCCAGAGAUCCGGCAGCGGGACAGAUCGCCACCCAAGACCUCCGCUCCGUAAAGGUGACGUUUCCCCUCGACCCUUUCGACGCCUUGCUGUUAACCGAGCGAUAGGCAAACAACCUUCCAGGAGAGAUUUCAUUUUAUGCCGCAAGAGGGCGAGCGACGCUGGUUGCGGCUCCGCCUUCCCUCCUGGAAGAGCCGAAAGGUCUCGCUCGGUCCUUGGAGGCGCUUCAGCCUUUCCAUUUAAUGGGGCGAAUAAAGGCUUCGUGGGGAGGGAGGGAGGGGCCAUGUUCUCGGGCCCCUGGCUUGGGGAGGAAGGGCGGCGUUGAUUGCCCCCGUUGCGCUCUGCCUUCGCGCCCCAGGACGCAGCAGGUGGGAAGCGUCCCGCCCGAAGUCCUGUUGGAUACGGGGGUGGGAGGGUCACUCUCGGGGAAGUGAAGUUGGGGUCGUGGGAUUUUGGUUAGGGGGCGCAGACCCUCAGAUUCAUAUUGCUUUUUAUUGAUGGGGGGAACUGCCCCCUUGGCUACGCCAGGGAAGGGGGCUCAGUUCCCUCAGGCAGGCACGCGAAGCUCCACAAAACAGCCUGAGGGACGCGGUCGGGUUGUCGUUCUUUCACGGUCCUGUAGCACCAGCCCAGAAGUGAGGCUCCGCUCCGGGCUAGUCAGGCUGUCCGGUUCAGAGAGGCGGUGUUUUCUGAGGGAAGACUGAUGGCGCCCCUUGUGGCAGACGCGAAUAGCGCUGAAGCCCCUUUUGUCACCUGAUAGGAACGCUCCUUGUAGUUUUGGGCGUUGGCUGGUUCUUGUUUGGAGCCGCGCUGAAAGGUUCCUGUUCCAGGCAGAUGCAGAGCUUGAUGCCCCCUUGGUGUGGGGAAGAGCUGAGGAUGGAAGUGUCAGGUGUGGGUUAACGCUCCAGAAUAUAUUAUUAUUAUUAUCAUUCCUGCUGUUGUUAUUCUUACCAUUUCUAUUAUAUGCCACCCUUCAUCAAAAGAUCUCAGCGGGGUUCACUUUCAGGUGGCCGCCAGGCUUUUAAAGGUUCUCUAACCAUGUUUUAAGAGAAAGUAAUAAUCUGAGCAAUCCUGCUCAUAGUUGUGUAUAGGACCACAAACUAAAUAUAAAGCAGGAGAUUUGCGAUCAGGACCUCCCAUGUUUGUCCCCACAGCUGCUGUAAUGAAAACAAUCAGAUUAAAAACUGCAGCUUUAGGAAGGGGGUAAGAUAUUCUUUCCCACAGUUCUCUCAGUUAAAAUCCCCCCUCCAGCAAAGUUGCCGUGUUUACCCCUGUAGGGCAGACAGCAGCCGUGUAUGUAAAAUUGGAGAAAGGGGCAGGGGGAAGGGGAAUUAAAGCCCCUCCACCAGUGUCAUGAUCUUGAUCUGAUUCCCCUCUCCCUCCUACACACAACUGGUUUUCUGUCUAAACAUUUGUUUUCUAAAACAUGGGAGAACUUCCUUAGUGUAAGAAUGGCACAAAAACACCUGGGAACAUUGCCAUUUUAUCAGAUUUCGCUUACUGUAAAUGGGAGGAUGCAUCACAGACAACAGAUAAAUGGGAUAAAAAUCGAAUUUUAUACAAUGACCAGGAACAACAAAAUAUAUUAUACUAUUCAGCUGCUUAUCUUAUGUUACUACAGUUACGUCAUAUGUGUUAUGGAUAAUCAUGCUGUGUUUUUGUUUUGUUUUUCAACUUUGAAUUAAAUGUUGCAGAAAUCAGACCGUAAGAUAAUCAUUUGAAACACAUGCCAGGACAUCUUUUAUUUUCCUGAUACGUAUGUCAGGAGAGUCAGCUUGCACCUUUGUGUCAUAGACAUUAUGAACAUGAUACAAAGUGCAAAAUAUUUAUACAGUAGCUGACAAAAAAAAACCCAGGCGCACGAGUUUAUUCCUCAAACACACUGGAAAAUGACAAAAGUUGGAAGAGGAUUUUGGCAAGUUACUAAAAUAGGGUUGCCUUUUAAAUAUCAGCUUGUCUAGCAGCUUUCUUUGCAUUACAUGGAAGUCUGCCAUUACACAUAUUAGAGCAUUUUUGCACAACUCUGUUCUUGUGGUUAGAGCAGAAUAUGAAUCAAACACUUCCGUCUUUUGUUUCACACACAGUCAGCUGUCAAUUAUCUAGAAGUCUAGGCCUCACUGAUUUCGUUAACAUUUUUUUAAAGUGUGGGAGAACAUCAUCACUUAGCAAUGAGCAAAUUCUUGAGAGAACUGGCUAGGAAACAGAGUGAAAAUGAUGUAUUGAGAAACGACAACAGGGAAGAAGGUAGGAACCUGCCACCUAGUGGACAAAGAUUGAAUUAUUGACAUUGCCUUUAAAAGCGUACACAAAAUCUACAGUAGGACAAUACAGUGGUACCUUGGUUCCUGAACGGCAUAGUGGGCGAACAAAUUGGCUCCCGAACGCCGCAAACCUGGAAGUAAGUGUUCCGGUUUGCGAAUGUUUUUUGGAAGCUGAACAUCCAUUUCAGCUGUCGGCAUUGUUUCUUGGGCCAAUCAGCCAAUCAGAAGCUGCGUCUUGGUUUUCGAACAUUUUGGAAGUUGAGCGGACUUCCAAAAUGGAUUGAAUUCGAGAACCAUGGUACCACUGUACCUUUACUAAGCCUACCAGGUAUUGGAUAUCCCCCUAAAGUGGAUUUAGGAUUUUUUUUCUUAUGGGCCAACAUGUUUACUUUUGUUUUUUCAAAUACCAGGAGCGCUAUACACAAGUGGGUUCCUUGCCUUUUCUGCAGGGCACACAAUGUGUGUGGUUUGUACAAAGAGGGUUCUAGAAGGUUUCUUCUUGUUGUGAUAGAAGGUUUAUUUCCAUGUGAAAGAAACAGGAAGAAGGUUUUGGAUGUUUGGGUUAUUUCUCUGGGAAGCUGAGUACAGCUGGUUUCAACAGGUUUUGUUGUUCAUUCUGUCAAGGUCAUACUGACUAAUAUAGUAAGGCCAGGAGGAGCCUGGGUCUCACUCACUUUCACUUCUGUCUUUGUUCUAGUGUUCUGUUUCUUUAUGCUGUAGUGUUAAAGUUUAGUCUUACUAAGUUUGUAAGUUUUAUUGUAAGUGCUGCAACUGGAUUUUUAUGGACUGUGUCAAUCCUAAUUGUUUUGGAUUUGUGACCAUUUAUGCUCAUUUGCCUUCAGUACCAGUAAAGCUCUGCUGAAUGAAGUACAAUUGCCCCUGGUCUGUUUUUUUGGAAACUCUGCUGUACGUGUUGAAGUUUUUUCCUCCGGUGCUAAUGCGACAGUGACCACCUGGUUGAUACCCUCAGCCUUGGAGCAGGUGCUUCGUCACAAUCUGAAAUCCUGUGGGCGCUGGCCAGCUGACAAGAGUAGCAGGGAGUGAAGACAGGAGUUCUUUGCUAUCUUCUGCUACUUCAGAAUAGUGGUAGUGGUGGUAGUGAACACAGCUGGCUUUGAAUUUCCGUUUGUAUUUAUACUUUAUGCUUAUGAGUUAAGAGCCGAAGCCUGGAAAUCCUUCAUUUGCAUCUCUACUCCUUUCUUCUUCUUCUGAUGCCUUAAAGACUUAAUACAUUUAUUGUGGCAUAAGCUUUCAAGGACUGCAGUCCUCUGUAUCAGAUACACAAAGUGCUGUCUUGACUAGGAGGAUGGAUAGCACUUCACACACCUGCUGUUGACUGCAGUCUGUGAAGCUUAUGCCAUAAUAUACUUAUUUAUUUGUAUUUAUGGUGCAACAGGAACUCUUGUUUUUGCUGCAAAAGACUUAACAUGCCUAGCCCUCAAGAAAAGGGAAAAUACAUUAUUGCAGACAGGCACAUGGUGAGGAAAAAAAAUACACACGGUGACAUUUAAAAAAAAAAUCCAAUUUAUUUAAAUGAAAGGAUAUGCAAGCUUGCAAAAGCAGAAUUUGUUUGCACAGGACUCUUCCUUUUGAACUUUCCCCUUUGUUUGGAUCUGAGAGAGCAGAGUUUUAUAGUUCUAGCCUUAGAGUUUUUUAAUUCAGCUUGUAUAGCAUUCUGACCUUACCUGGAAGUAAACCCUAUGGUAUACAGUGGGAAUUGCUUCCAAGUAAACCACAUUUAGUAUUUAAUACACUGGAAGUGUAUUAAAUACUGAACCAUUGUUGGAUAAAGAUAUUAUGCAGAUUGACAGCUAUCUUGCAUUAAGAUGGAAUGUAAAAUGCUGUGCAGAUGUUAUCCUUUCCUUCUGCUUAUUUAAAUAGUUAAGUUGAGAAUAGUGGAGACAAACAUUCUAGUGUAUCUCCUGCUUCCAGAUCUCCAUAAAUAUGUGCAUGCCCCAUUUUCACCCACCCACAUCCACAGUUCCAAUCCAGCCCCCAUCACUGCUUUGAGCUUUUCUUCUUCUUGACAAAAUGUCUAAUAUCAUUUCAGGAAUCAAUAAAGGAAAGUCCCAGAUAA